Scylla paramamosain (green mud crab) is the source of this 6722-nucleotide messenger RNA. RefSeq names its product MAP7 domain-containing protein 2-like. Bases 754 to 4899 code for a protein of 1381 amino acids. The transcript has 18 exons. The record is from RefSeq and is a predicted model, not a curated record. Gene Ontology annotation, biological process: microtubule cytoskeleton organization. NCBI's taxonomy places the organism in Eukaryota, Metazoa, Arthropoda, Malacostraca, Decapoda, Portunidae. Gene Ontology annotation, cellular component: microtubule cytoskeleton.
GUGUGUCCGUCUCAGUGUGUGUGGAGUUGUGUCUUGUGUUGUCUUGUGCUGCGCGGGGCUCCAGGCGUCGCGGCCCCACCAGGAGUGUGCUGUGAAGUGAUACAGUGGUGUUGGUGUUGCUUCUGGUGCUACUGGUGCCGCGGGAGUGAAAAGAGAGGCUGCCAGCAUCCCAGCAGAGGGAGCCUCACAUUAUCGGAAAGAAAGUGGCUGAUGAGUGUUGACGCCUGUCUCCUCACGCCAGACUAGGAGACCUUUACCUCAUUAUAGCCUGGGCCACCUCCCUCUCAGCGGGGCUGCCCAAGGCGUGAGGCCACGUGUGGUGUUGCUGAGCAAGUUUUGUCAUCUGCUGGAGGUGAUGUGACGAACAGUGUGAAAAACUGCGUGUCCAGCCCACCCGCUGCCGCCAUAAGUGUGCCGCUCUGCAGGAAUGUCCCGGAUACGGACUCCCGCCGUGGUCUGGUGAGGCGGUGAGCAGAACGCGUGCCCCCACCCCGCCACGUGCCAUGUUGGGCCUGUGGGCGAGGACUUGAGGCAGGCAGGCGGCAGGUGGGCCAUGGUGUGGGGAGAGACGCGAGGCUGAAGGUGAGCAGCCUCAAGUGUGAGUGAUCACGAAGGUCAGCCGCGCAGUGAUGCUGGCGCGCGGAGGGACUGUUAGCGAGAGCAGCCUCGAGAGGACGUGUAGUGACCACCCCUGGGGCAGCCCUGGCAGACCUGGCAGACCCGGCAGACCCGGCAGCCUCAGGGCCCGAGGCCAUGUACCGGGGCCCAUGCCUGGCGGACAUCUCGGAGGCUGAGGAAGAGGCAAAUGAGGACUCGUUAUCGUCGGCCUCCACGGCCUCCUUCUGGAGCCACGAGCGGGAGCUGUACGACCCCUGGUGGCGCGCCACGCCGCCCACUGCUGCCGCCAUUCGGGCCUCCUCCUCCACGCCGCCGCUGUACCGCGGUCUGGUGCGCACGGCACCUCCCACCUCCCCUGUGCGGACCAGAGCGCGGAGACCGAAAAGAUCUGCUCCCACCGGGCGCAGCACCACGCCUCCCGCUCAUUCCUACGCCCCGCCCAGGAGACGCGCCAGACCAUAUGGUGAGUGUUACGAUCCUGUCCUUCAUUCCAGCUGUCGCGGGGGAGGUGAUGGCCGAGACAACAGUGGGGGGUCGGGGGGCAGCAUGCCACCUGCUGCCAACGGCCAUGCCAGUCAGACAGGCCAGCAGCAGCAGCAGCAACAGCAGAAGGAGCGGCAGCCCAACCCAGCCACCACAAAGAAGAGCCCCGCCCAGAAGGAUGCUUAUUGGCUUACUCAAGGGGAUAACUUGGAGCCAAGUAAACCACAAAGGGCUUCAAUGGCAGGCCCUAAUGACCUCUUUUUUGGAGAAGGAGAUGACAAGUCCUCUGGCUCCUCUCUCAAAGACAGAGAGGAGCGGCUGCGUCAGCUGAGGGACCGACAGCAACUGGAGAAGCAACAGAAGCUGGAAGAACUCAAGGAGCAUGCAGCAGCAGCCCAGCGCUUCCGGGAGCAGCAGGAAAAUGAGCGACGGAAGCGGCUGGAGGAGAUGAGGAUGCGUGAUGCAGACCGGCGCCAGCAGGUGGAGGAGCGCAAGAAGAUCAUCCAGCAGGCAGAGCAAGACAGAAGGGAGGCCGUCAUUAGGAAGAAUAUUGAGAGAGAGCAACGGCUUGAGUCCAAACGGCGCAAUGAGAGGAGCAACAUUGUGUUUGCAUUUGGCAGCUCCACCCCACGCAUGCUGGAUCCCAAGGACAACUCCAACUCCUCCUACUGGGCCUCCCGCAGGGCCACUUCCACCACCAAUGUGCACAUGGUAGAUGGCUCCCUUGCCCGCCGCGCCUCAGAGUGUGGCGAGACAGACCUCAGCCGGAAGCGUGCUACAUCAGCCCAUGGCCUCGACAGGAAGCCUGAAGACCUGCGUAUGUCAAGCUCGAUGUAUGAAGUGUUUCACUGGGACGAGGGCAGCUCCAUUCACCCUCACCAUCCCCCUACCACCCAAGGUACCCGGCUGACCAAGUCUCGUGACUCGUCACUGGAGCGCAAGACCCCACCCUCUGCCCUCACCUGGGUCAGAUCCUACACACCCCAACCUAAUCCUCAAUCAUCCACCCCAGUCUCUGCUGGUGAUCCUCAUCCUCCAUCCUCCACCUCAUCCUCAUCCUCAGACAAAACCCCAACAAACACUUCACAGUCCCGUUUCUGCGUGUGGGAGUUUGGGGAUAACUUCACUGCACUGGGUCCCACAAAUCAAAGUAGCGGCGGUAACGGCCAACCGGCUUCUUCCUCACCGGCUUCAACACCCACAUCUUCCACGCGCUAUUCUCAUAGAACUGCUUCUGUAUUUACUGGGGCUGGGUGCACUGUUGGUGGAGAAGAUCUAAUGACAAGAUCAAUGACGGCAGCGAUUCCCACCACGGCCGCCCGGCGCCGCACCGACCUGAUGCCAGCCAUGCCUUCCCUGCGCGACAGCACGGGCAGCCGCAGCAGCCCCCGCCAUCGCUCACCAGGUAGGGCGCUGUCUCUCGGCCGGCUUGACGAGCUGGCCCGCCCACGCCACCGCAACCCCCCUCUUGCACCCCUGCAUGAAAGUAGCCCCUCCUGUGACCGCAUGACCCCGCCCACCCGCACCAUGUCCAAGAGCAUGAGUCACCUGGGGCCACGACCCCCGAGGCCACCCGGCCCGGAGGCGGCCUCCAGUGCGCUGGACAGGGGGGUGUCACGCAGCUCUGUCUCAUUGGCGCAGCCUCGCCUGACGCGUGCUGAAAUGCUUAGACAGAAAAAGCUACGAGGAGCUGCAGAGGACACCAACAGCCUCAGCACCAAGAGCAGCCAGCGGGCCCAAGGCAUGCGUAGUGGGACAGUGACCCCGAAUUCUCCUUCCCGCCCCACCUCCGCCUUGAGUCAGGGAUCCACCAACAGCAGCCAGGUGUCGUACCGGCCAAGAACUUCUCCCCGCAAGCCACGUCCUCUCAGCAUUGCAGGCUCCUCUCUGUCCUCUGCUGAUAAACCCAGAGAUGUUGCUGCCUCAGAGUCAAGGGAAGGCAGGCCUAUGGAGAGAAAAUUGUCAGCUGGGUCAGCCUCCUCCUUCACCAAGCCUACCCGAGCCAAGAGUGCAGGGUCUGAGAGAAGCACGCCCUCCACUCCAGCACGCACCCCAGUCAAGGUCGCCACUCCAAAGAAGACUCCAGCACAAGUCAAAGCUGAAAGUGCUGCUAAAAAGGCUGUUGAGAAGAGCAAGUCAACUCCUAAAGCUAAAGUUACUCCUAAAACAACUCCUCUGCAGUCACCAUCAGUAGAAAGUAAGCCUCUGGUUGUUGCAAAGUCCAAGAAGUCAUCCUCCCCCAGGGAAGGCAGCACAGUGGAGGACAAGGGUGAAACAGAAGCUAUCAAGGUGGAAGAGAAACCAGCUGAUGACGUUGCCAAGGUGGAAGAGGAACCAUUGAGCGAAGCCAUUAAGGUAGAAGAGAAACCAUUGAGUGAAGAACAGAAGGUACAGGAGGAAGUCAAACAAGAAGCUGACAAGCCAGCCACAGAGGAACCCAUUGCCCCGGCUGAGGUUCAGGCUGUUCCACCCACAGCUGAGCCAAUUGCACCACCCAGCCAAGAAAAAGAGAAAAAGGAAGUACCCAGUGAGAGCAAAGAUGCCACCAGCGUCCCACAGGAUACCAAAAUAGAAAAGGAUAAUAUUACCCAGGAUAGUGCAGAGGCCAAAGCUGAGGCUGAGAAGUCCUUAGCACAGAAAGCUUCUGAAAAGCCAGUUACAGGAUAUGCCACUGAGGAGGAAUACAAGGCAGCCCUGGCAGAGAAGCGAAGGCAGGCUAGGGAGGCAAAGGAGAGGGAAAUGGAACUAGAGCGCCAAAGGCAGCUUGAAGAGGAGGAGCGAGAGCGGAGAGAGGAAGAGGAAUACCUAAGGUUGAUGGAGGAGCAGCGUAAGGCAGAGGAAGAGCGGCUCAGGAAGGCCAUUGAGGAGGCUGAGCGUAACCGUGUUGAGGAGGCAAAAAAGAGAGAAGAGGAGGAGAAGCAGAGGCUAGAGGCUGAGCGUAUUGAACAACAGAAGCGUCUGGAAGCUGAAGUGCGGCUGAAGAAAGAGGAGGAAGAGCGACAAGCCCGCAAGAGUCGAGUGGCUGCCAUCAUGGCCAGGACCCGAGGCAAGGGGGGCUCAAACACCCCAACUAAGAAUGAGUCCAAAACUCCCUCUGAGGAAGGCAAGAAUUUUGGUGAUGGUCUCAUGUCCACCAGCAUGACUGAAUCCAUGACCAACUCUAUGAUAGCAGAGAUUCAAGCAGAAACUGCUGCAGCUGCCACUGAUAAGCAGCAGGACGACUCUCAGCCCAGUGCUCCUGAGUCCAGCCAGCCUCAGCCCCCAGCAGUCUCUCAGACAGUUACUGCCAUAGACUCUACCUCCACUAAGAAUCAGGAUGUGAGCCUCAUUGAGGUGACUCAGAGCAGUGUGGUGGAAGACAUUGUCAGUGGUGUUGCCUCAGUGAAAAUUGAGGAACCACAUGUGAAUGGAGAUUCCCCAGUUCCCAUGGAAACAACUCCCACACACACUGUGGAUCUGCUGGGGACUAUUAGUGAUGUAAAUAGUGUAAAUCUUAAUGGCGUAGACAACAGCACACCGCCUCAAACCAGUCAAGGGACAGACAACCUUCUAGACUCAUUAGACCCCCUCAGCUCGUCCCUCUCCACUUCCACCACCACCUCCACUUCCACCACCACUACCACCACCACACCUGCAGCAUCUAAUUUUGAGCAAAUCAUUGACUUGGGCCAAACUAAACUCAGCAAUGAAGAUGCUGUCAAUAGCAAUCCACCAUCUCCAUUUAUAGCCUUUGAACAAAAUUUGAACAAGAAGCCAAACCAGGAGAAUGCAAGCACUGUGCCAGAUCUGCUACUGUAGACUCCCAAUGUUAAUAGUUAAUGUUACUCUGCAAGUGUUGAUUAUGAUUGUCAGAAACUGCGAAUGUGAUAAAUUCCCCAAGACACAAGGAGCGCGUGGCCAUAGAGCGGCCACCCUCCCUCCAGCCCCGCCAACUCAGCCUCUGCCCCAGCUGCUGCAAACAGUGGCGUCGGUACUUGCUCUCCCCAGCCAAGAUCUGUCAGCUUGUAUCUGUAUCUUAGUUAUGCAAGACUGUAACCUAGUAAAGUCUCUUGCUGCAAAUAUUAGAUUGGGAGCCAGACUCAGUGCGGGAAGGAGAGAUGGGUGCUGGCAGCGAUGUGGCCCAGCUGUGUUUAGACUCAGAGUUGAUAGGUUACUCUUAUAACUCUGCUUCAUAGAAAAUUACAAUUGCAUUAUGUAUAUUAUUAAAGGGCUGUUCAUUUAUAUGUAUAGUGUUGUCUCCCUUCGAGAAAAUGGAUGAGUCAUUAUCUCAAAAGCUUUAGAUUAAGUUUUCCCUCGUAUGAUGACCUUGUGCCUGCCAGGGCCCAGGAAAGUCUAAACAGGCUGUGUAGCUGUGUGGUAAGAAUGUCUCAUAGCUUGAAUGGUGUGUAAAUAGACAUGUGACCCAUUUCUCUGAGAAAUCUGUUAUACCUAACUCUUACUAGUAUCAUUUUUCUCUCUUCUUUUUGAGUCUGGAUCCCUCUUGUGAAUUGCAGCAUAUGAACAUACUAACAGUGAUGAAGACUAUUAUGAUAAUGUUUAGAAACCUCAGCAUAAUGGAUCAGCUAACUGAAUGACAUCCUCUCAUCCUGACAGUAAGCUAAAUACCUAGAACAACUCUGAUAUUCUUGUUAAUACUGCUUUAAUAAAAGUCCAUCAUUUAUCCCAUGAAGGCCCAAGUAGGUGUUGCCUUGACUUCCCUGGAGGGAGACAUCACUGUAUGUAGUACCAAGGUUGAGCAAGAUCUGCAUUUCAGUCAGUGUGCAGGACGCAUCACACAGUUGAUCGGUGCUAGCAAAGCAGCGGCUAUGAGGUUCAGCAAGGGGGUCAUGCCAAGAGUCAGGGUGAGCAAUGGUUCUCAGAACAGCCUACUUUUUGAGGAUGUGUUUGGGGCUAUUCUAGGGAAGAAUGUUAUGAUUAUUAAUCUAUUUACUUGAUAUAUUUCUUGUACAUAGAUGACUAUUAACAAUGAUGUUGAGGGUAUUGAGUAUUAUAUGUAUUUGAUAUGAAGACGGUAACAGCUCUGUCCCAGGGCUGAAGGGGGCCCGGUGCCUCACUGGUGCCGGACUCUCGGCUCCAUGGCGCUAAUCACAUGUUAUAGUAACGUGUAAUCUAGCCUUGUUAAUAAUCACCAAUAAUACUAUAAUUACCAGCUCUGCCAUUCUUCUACUUUGUGACAUGCUUUUAAAUAAUUUACUUCUAUAGAUAUUAUGUAUAAAGUAACUCUUAUAUUUUAGAUCAUAGAUCCUGAAUAAGUCAUGUUCCCCAAAACUUAUUUUAUUUAUGUAGUUUAAAGUUUUUUUUACAUUUGUGUUGCAUUUACCCUGGUGCACAUUGAGGUUUAUUGAAGUUUUCACACUAGCUGAGCCCUCUGUCUUGGGUAGACUUAUCAUUUAUAUAUUAUUAAAUGCUCAAAGAUUUUAUGACUGCUUGAAAUUCUUUUAAAUUUCAUGUGUUACUUUAAUAAAAAGGAAUAUAUUUGUUUGUUACACUGUCAGAUGGAGCCAUUUAUUAUUCUCAGCAACACUUUAUUUUGGGCUCCCCUAGUGGGCCAAUCUUCAGAACUAAACAUCACUGUACUUGUAAAAGUGCUCUAUGUGGUAUAAAAUCUACCAAUAAUUAAA